Messenger RNA from Bursaphelenchus xylophilus (pine wood nematode), 3294 nucleotides. The record is from the annotation of a GenBank genome assembly. Lineage: Eukaryota; Metazoa; Nematoda; Chromadorea; Rhabditida; Aphelenchoididae.
AUGAAACCCUUCAAGUUUUCGGCCGAUUUUAUGGAUCCGAAUUGGAUCGAAAAAGAGAUACCUUUGUUGGCGCUAUCACGACGUGAGCGAUCUAUUCUUAUGCAUGCAACCUCAUCUUUUAUACAGGUAUGGCUAGUAACCUGAGGUCGCGGAGACGGCCGGCAGAUAGCAAGGAGGCCUCCGAACUGCUGGACAGAGUCGAAGGGUCCUUCAGGGAUUUGGUGGAGAAAGAUCGGAGGGAGAAGGUAAGUAGAUUUUUGGCUCAUCCACUUUUAAUAAAAGGAUACCCUUGGCUUCAAACAUUGGUUGAUUACUGUCGCCGCUCUCGCAAUCCUUUAUGGAUUGGUUGUAUUCCAAGAUCGUCGACUGCCGGAUGUUUUACCGGCAGAUCAGUUCGAACAAUUCAGUGAAGUUCGGGCUAGGGAAAUACUAAAUAAGAUCACUUCAUUGGGCCCUCGACCCAGUGGUUCCCAGGCGCUUGAGGUAAUAUUAUAACGAAGGAUUAUUUGGCUUGCAGGUGGAUGCCUUCAAAAUACUGAGUGACAAGAUUGGGCAGAUCAAGCAGUCCUUUGAAAGAACCAAUGUCAAUCGACUUGAAUUUGACGUGCAACGGCCUGUUGGCUGUUUCAAUCUGAAGUUCCUAUCAUCUUUUACCCUUUGUUAUCACAAGAUUACUAACGUUUUGGUCAGGAUUGGAUCAAAAAAGAAGCAUAGUCAUCACGCAGUUCUUCUCAAUUGCCAUUUUGAUACUCUUCCUGAUACUCCCGGAGCAACUGAUGAUGCAGUGAGUGUCCAAUUAUGGAAAUACAUUUGUUUAGGUAUCUUGUGCCAUAAUGAUCGAAACAUUGGAAGUGCUCUCGAAACGACCAACAGAACUGGAGAAUGACGUGAUCUUUCUGUUCAACGGUGCUGAAGAGAACUUCCUCCAAGCAUCCCAUGGAUUCAUCACUCAACAUCCCUGGAGACAUGACAUUCGAGCUUUCAUUAAUCUUGAAGGAACGGGCUCUGGUGGCCGCGAAAUCCUAUUUCAAGCAGGGCCCGGCGAUUCCUGGAUUCUGAAGGCCUAUCUCGACAAUGCCCCGCAUCCACAUUGUAGCGUAAUCGCUCAAGAGAUCUUCCAGUCAGGGAUCAUUCCAUCAGACACCGACUUCCGAGUCCUCAGAGAUUACGGUAGGUUAUCUGGAUUAGAUAUAGCCUACCAUCGGAAUGGAUGGGUCUAUCACACCGAGUUUGAUAAGGCCGCUGCAAUCACGGCCGGUUCCAUCCAGAGAGCGGGUGAUAAUGUUCUGGCUGUUACUCAGGCACUGCUGAAGUCGCCUUAUUUGGAAAAGCCUGCCAAUUUCAACGAAGAGAACAAAUGGGUCUUCUUUGAUGUGAUCGGACUGAGGACUGUGUUCUAUGAGAUUGGAACUGGUAAGAAUAAGGUCUAUAAGUAACAUGUUUUAGGCAAUAUUGUGAAUUACACCGUCAUCCUAGUGGUUCUCUUCAUGAUUGGAUUCAGAUUGGUUAAGGGAAUUUACUCUCCCAUUGAUCUCCUCUCAGCUUUUGGUCACAAUCUUUUGGCCUUUUUGUCCAUGCUGAUUGUUGGUUUGUUAAUUGUUGGCGCUAUCCAUCUCUGUGGGAUGAUUCUUUGUUGGUAUGCGAUGCCCGAGUUGGUCUUUCCCGUCUACAUCGUCCCCAUGUUGAUCUCCGGUUGUUGGACCCACUCUUAUAUCUCGGAGAGGAUGAAGAAGAACAAAAAAGAGUGGAAUGUAAGUAAUUUGCUGUUCAUAUUGUGUAAUGGCUUACAUAUUUCAGCCUCUCCGCCAAGAAUUGAUCCAUUAUGACUCCGUUCUUGUAUUCUGGGCGUCAAUUUUGAUGUUCAUGACUGCCAAGGGCCUUGCCAGUUCUUUCUUUAUCCUCCUUCAUGUCCUUUUCCCUCUUCUCAGAGAUCCUUUCAUCUUCUUAUUCUCCAAAUUCUCCAGAAAACGUAAGUUUAUUUAAUAAAGUAUGAUUUUUUCAGCCUUGACUCCAGAAAGAGUGCUCUUUACCCAAUGGAUCUGCCUCCUGCCAGUUAUCAGCUUUGUCAGUUAUGCAGUCAUGUUGUUCUUCGACUUCUUUGUCCCCGUGAUGGGUCGAAUGGGUAAUGCUAUAAAUCCCGAAUUCAUCAUGAUGCCUUUGUCUCUAAUCACCGCCUGGACUUUUGUUCUUUUCACUGUAGGUGUUACAAUCGAUGACUGAUAAUGAAUUCAGAGUAAUCUGGUAUACAUUAGUCGUCGAAUGGACUUCCUUCUGAAGAGUUCUGUGGCCGCAUUCAUCCUUUUCUUUGUGAUUACAGCCACCACAAACAUUGGGGUUCCAUAUAAAUGGUCGGAUGAUGGUCUCCCAAGAUUGCGUCGGAUCUUGGCUUUGGUGGGAUAAUUUUUUUAGAUGCAAUACUCUUGUUUAGCAUGCCAAGAGAUCAAUUUAUGGAUUUGAUGGAGUGCUCCAGUCCUCGGAUAAUGGUCUUUUCGUGCAAUCUUUCGAUUAUCGUGGAGUAGAUGAUCUCCCCCAGCACACUUUCCUUCAAGGCAGCGAUCGUCCCAAUUGUUCCAACACCAAAGAUGAGUACUGCCAGCUCCCAUAUUACACUGCCAUUCACGAAGUCAUUCCUCCAGAGUUGGUUUAACUUUUGUUUACAAUAUUACUGUAAUUGAUUGUUAUGUAAUACAAUAAUGAUUUAGAACUGCUCGAUGGGUCCCUCUGCCACAACCACCCACCCUUCCCAACCCUCUUUAUGUUCUCAUGGAUAACAAGAUCAUAUCGGAUAAUGGAAGAACGGUGAAUAUGUCUUUUGUUGUGAAGGGAGGCGUGGAUAAAAUGUCUUAUCAUAUCACUCCUCUUAAUGGAUAUCAGAUCAAGGAAUGGUCUUUCACGAAACUGGAUCACUCUACUUUUGGCAGGAGAGAUACUUACUUUGUUUUCUUAACUUAUGGAUUCGAGAGACCAGAAGAGCGUCGUUUUUGGGUUGUUCUGCAGAAAGAAGAAGAUGACAAAAAAGCGGAUAAGGUACCCUCGCUAGAGUUAUCGGUAGCGACUCACUACGCUCAUGGUAAGUGUUUUCUGGAUUACUGUGUAUAUUGUUUGACGAUUUGUUAUAGAAUAUUUUGACGUAAUGGUCUUGUUUUAGGUCGAUAUCAGAACUCACCGACCUUAUUCCAACUCCGCGCCCUCAUCAACACCCGACGUCAGACUCCCCACGUAGCCGUCGGCUAUUGGAAAUGGGCUAUCACGAUGAUCGGCGGCUCCUGUGAAUUGGUGGCCCAUCUUUUCUAA